GACGAGAACAAGGCACCGAACAAGAACUCUUAUUUUUGUCGUCUCUGCUUUAGCCACAAAGGCAAAGCGUUGCUCAUGUUUCCUGCUCAGAAGCAGUUCUCUUCUAUUGCGUCGGCCUAGCACUCAUCAGGCAUAAAUCAUCAUGCACAGACCCCGUUUCUUCUCGUGUUGUAUCGCCAGGUUGGCCUUGGCACAGCAGAUUUUCCCGUCCUCUCCCAUCAGCACAUCACCCACACCUGGGUUAUUGCGGGCAGGAGGUGUUCUAUCGUCUUCUACGUCGUGGUCGUCCACUUCUCAUGCUGUUGCUGCUAGCGGAAGCGGUUCGCCAGGCGGCAAAAUUGCGGUGCAAGUUGAAGAAUUGAUUGCGCCGGCCAGCUCUCGCACCAUUCUGCGGGGCCCUGCCGACGAGGCAGAAGAUGAUGAUCCACACCGGCGUUCUUCGCCUUCGGGGGAGCAAAAACAAGCCCAACGAAAAAUGGCAAGAGAAAUGGUUUCGUCGUCUGACAUCACCAAGAAAACCACAAGCACGGUAGUUGUUUCUCGUCCGAGUGGUAAAAACAAAAGAACCACUCCUACUACAAGCGAAGAUGGUACCAGGAAGCCCCAGAAAACACCAACCGCAGUAGAUGGAGGACAACCAAAAGAAGACCAGCCGAGCUCUUCGUCUUCCACCAAUCUGGAACUUCUCGCCCUGACCAGCUGUCCGGUGCUAGGAAUGAGGACUGCCGGAAACUUAUCCCCUGGAAAUUAACCAAAACCAUCCCCAUCCACUUUUUGCAUGACAAACACAGACUUUUUGCAUGACAAAUUGGAUGGGGAUGUUUAAUUUUCAGGGAAUAAAACUUGCAGAAGGAAACCGUUUUGAAGUUUUGGAAGCUGGUGGAAGGAAAAGAAAAUCAUCGGGAUGCAACUACAUCUACCUCCGUGAACUACCAAGACCAAUAUGAAGAUGAACAGGACCACAACAAUAGCACUUCUACUCGAGUCGUCACCCUCGCGAAGCAGAUCGUGAAUGCCCUCGGGAAACGGUUAGGGAUUUUCUCCAGCUUUACAAACUCUUUGUUUGACCCUGUUGCAAAAAUGGACCAAGUGGACCUGCGGCGUUCUAACUCACUGUGGGACAAGAACACAAUAAAGCCUGCAGCUCCAAAUGCAACUGUUGAUCUCGACCUUCUGGAGAAGUUCAAGUUCUCAACAUCUCGUCACGGUGGAAGCAAAAUCACUACACCGCCGGCGGAGCCGCACGAGGGCAAGAGGGAACAAGCAGCGCCGCGUGCACCACCUUCUGAAGUAUUGACAACAUCAAAAAGAUCUUCAUCUUCUACAACCGCCAGAACGAAAAUAAGAUACACCAACUUCACCUCAUCCGCCGAGCUUCUCACGACCAAAAACCGGUUUUUCGGGGUUGCGCGGGACCGCGACAGGCUAUUAGCCGGGAAAAACGAUCACGUCAGGACCCAGAUGCUGCACAACAGCCCUUUUUUCGCAAACCGGGACGGGGACUUGGUUAGGUGGUUUUCCCGGUUGCACGAAAAAUUGCGGAACGGGAUGUUUCCGGAUGUGGUUCAGGAUUUAAUACCCGUGAGAAACCGCACGAAAAACGUGUUGCAGCUGGUGAUGGGAGAUGAUCACAUUGAGGAAAAUAAAACACGACCUCCAACCACUGCCCAGUCCACCUGGCGAGGGAAAACGAAAGCAGAGCCGACUGCCGUUAUCGGAAUUGGUCGACCUGCACCGCAUGUUGAUGUUGAAGACCAAACGCAGCAAAACCGCGAAAUUUUUGAAAUUUUGAAGCGUUGGUUCUUUUUUAACAGCAGUGCCAAGAACGCAGCUGCAGAUAUUACUGCUGCUGCACCACCUGCUUCAACUUCAUCUGGAUCCCUUCCUGAAAUCGCAGAAAAAUUUCCACCCCGCGUUGUUGACAACUACACUCCUUCGCCAAGUACCGACGCGAGCACGACCAGAAACGUCACCUCCGGGUUGCUGGGAGUACAACCAGCAUCAAAUAGAACAGCCAGCAAACAGCACCUCCUCGAGGAGCAAUCCCUGUUUGCGAAUCUCCAAGCUACCACUUGUUACCGCAUUCUCCUCGCCGCGAUUGUGGUUCUUUCCGAGUAUCACUCCAUUUACGUGCGCGCCGACGUGAAAAAUUUGUGGACGGUCGCGGAGUACAGUCAGUUUACGACAAAGGGGUUGGCGCUCGCGGGGAUUUUUUCGUCGGCGCGGAAGGAUGUUGAACAAGGAAAUAAAGACGUCGAGUCUAGUAGUGCAACAUCGGAAACAAUCUUCGUCGACCCCGUUCUGACCCCGUUUUCUUCUCUAAACCGGCAAGACAUCGCCAUCCACAUGAACUUCCACAAAAUCGGGAACGGUGGGGAGAAUAUGAAUACGUGCGCUGUGGCUGUUGCAGCAAGUACUGCUACUGCAUCCUCUUCAGCUACUUCUUCCUCAGCAGGACAAAAAAGUGUUGAGACCACCACCACCGGCGAAAUAAGAAGAACAAAAACUGGCUACGUGAUGAAAGCGGAAUCUGAUGCCUAUUGCAACGUCGCCCGAACAAGUCAACAGCUGAUCGAAAACUGUCGUGAGCGGGUGAGGGAUUUAAAGGCGAUAAAUCCAUUUCUGGACCACCAGGCAGAAACAGACACGGCAGCGGCCACCAGAGGGAAAAAUACGAAUAGCGCAGGAGCUCCUGAACAAGAUGCGGUAGAAAUUGGAGGGCCGAGCGCCUUCGCAGCAAUGAAGACGAACGAUACGGAACUGCACCUUCAUUGUCCCUCGAUCCUAGCGCGAGAAGGAACCGCCAACAUUUCUGAAAAUCAAAAUUCAUCAUCCGAACAUGAAGAGGGCGGCGAAGAGGAGGAGCAGCUUGUCCUCAAAAACCAAGAUUACCACGCAACUUUCAAGUACAAUGACCGCAUGGACAGGCACAAGCUGUUUUCGACCUGUCAAUUCGGCUAUAAAUUGCAAAAGUAUCGUACUAGUAGAAAUCGCAUGACAAACUUCCUCAGUGUAAAAAAAUGAAAUUCGUAAUGCGGAUUUAACUUGAGAAAGAAAUUUGUAAUGCAUAACUGCAAUUACUACGAGGACGAUACUUUUGCAAUGGAUAUCGACACCGAAAUGUGGGAAUUCGACCAGAGAUCCCGGCACUACUGUAUGAUUAACUCCCUCGCGCACCAUUUACAGCUUCUCCCCAACGAGUCCAUUUUUGAUUUCGGUUCCGGGUGCGGCCACAAAAUGAUGUGGCUGCAGCAGCUGUACGGGGUGCGGGUCUAGUAUGGUUGUGUCAGGACCGAAUUCGCCAGAGUUGAAAUAGUUUCUCAUGCAUAAAAUGCAGCGCAGAAAUUGCCUCUAUUGCAGAGGACGCAAGGGAGGCAGAUUGUAGUGCUGGUAAGGAUCGAGAAUUGGGCUGCUGAUUAGCAUCACAGAGGGGAGCCCCUUUGCCCGAAACAGCAUGACAAACUGGCCUCCGGUACGGAUAAAAUUUGUCAUGCACUGAGUAGAAACUGUGGGUCCAAUUGGUAUCCAUUUUAUGCAUGACAAAUCAUUUCACCUUUGUCGAUUUCAAUCCUGACACUCCCAUAUCUACGGUGUGGAUAUCAUCAAGGGAGCGGUGGACUUUGCCAACAAAUACUCCGCGGACAAUGUGUUUGUUUUGCCACAAAGCACAGAAAUGAAAAGCCCUUCUUCAACUUCUUCUUUUGCGGCUUCUGCAAAAGGAACAACAAUACCCCACCAGAAAGAAGAUUCCGAUCAAGCUGAAAGCCGAGUACAACAUCAUGAACAUCAGCAGCAGCACCAGCAGCAGAAGUUUUGCCAAGUCAAUUACGAUCAGUCUCUGCACUUGCCCUUCAUCAAAGACAACUCCUUUGACUACGUUUUAACCUGUUCCGUGGUACAAUUACUCUCUAUCAGGGCGCAGUGCAUUUGGCUCAAAUCUGUGUAUCAAAUGUAAAAAUGUCUGGGUCUGGAAGAAUGCGCGAUUUGUCAUGCAGCUUUUCCAUGACCCACGAAGCCUGGAAUGCAGGACCUAGCGUGACAGAUUCUGUGCGAUCUCUUUCAUGCCUAUCCUGCAUGAGAAACUCCCUCCAGGCUGGUCAUCAUGCAACACAGAUUUUUGCAUGCUUCAGAUUUAGCAUGACACGUUGCAUUCUUCCAGACCCAGACACUUUUACAUUUGAUACUGUGUUGCGGAUUUUGAAAGACACGGGGAAAUUGGUGAUCAGCUGUUUGCCGCAGGGGUGUGAUGCUAGUUGGAGCGUUGUCGAGGACGAGCAUGAUCAAACGACAGUAGAGGCGGGUAGUUCAUCCGCGGAGGAGGGAACAUCUGCAUCUUCGGAACAAGAACCUUCUACUACUACUGCUCCGGCAACCAAUACUGCAUCCAGUACAAAAACAUACACGGACUCCUGCGGGAAACGCGCGGGGUCGUGGGGAACAGAAACCAUGUUCACGUUGGGGAAGGAGGUUUUCUAUCAAAUGUAAAAAUGUCUGGGUCUGGAACAUUCUGAGAUUUGUCAUGCAUGUUUUGCAUGACCCAGGAUGUCUGUAAUGCACGGCCGCGCAUCACAGAUUUUGAGAGGGCUUCCCCAUGUCUACUCCGCAUGACAAACGCCCUCCCCGCGUAGCACAAACUAGACUCCUCUUGCUGGUCAUGCAAUACCGAUUUUUCUAGAGUCCAAAGUUAGCAUCACAAGUUCCAAUCUUCCAGACCCAGACAUUUUUACAUUUGAUAUUUUUGAAAAGUGUCUGAACUCGGAUGUUUUUGAAAAACAGGAUAAUGAUGUCUUGGUGCCAGCCGGGGAAGGAGCAGAUAGCAAAGCCGAAGUGGACAGCGACAUCAGUAAAGACGUGAUCAAGACUAGUAGUACAAAAGCGGCCGCAACAUCUUUUCCUGGUACUACAGCAACUACUGGCGGCAAAAAGACAAAUACGUCGAAACACCCCGCGUUUUCCUCCGUUGAUGGGAUUCCACAUUACAAAGAAGAGGCUUUUAUUGAGGAGAAAUUCGAUGAGGAAACCGUCACCGGCACGUACAUAUGAACUGCAAAAGUAUCGUCCUCUUAUAAAUGCAUUACAAAUUUCCUCAGCAUGAAAAAUAAAAUUUGUAGUGCGGAUUUACCUGCUUAAGAAAAGGAUUUGUAAAUGCAUAAUUGCCAUUAAUACGAGUGCGAUACUUUGGACAGGAUACUACACCCGGCCCUAUUGGUGGAAAGAGGAUUUCAAUGUGACGUACGGAAUAUGAAUGGCAAAAUUAUCGGACUACGUAUGAAUUGCAUCACAAGUUUUGAUGUCAGGAUAGGAAAAAUGCAAUUUGUCAUGCUGAUUUCUUUGCUGAGAAACGAGAUUUGUCAUGCAGUGCUGUUGCAAGAAGAAGUCCGACGAGUGCGAUAAUUUUGCGCUUGAUAUUACGCCGGAAGUAGCACAAGCAGCAAGGCAAACCGGCAUCUGAAAGUAGAAAUUAUCUCCGACGCAGCCAUGUUUUCGCGAACUGGAGCCCUGCGGGGACGGGAACCGGAUUGGUUUGUCUUGCGCGAGGGGAACUUGAAUGUGGUGGUCACGAAGGUGGUCGGGAAUUGAGGGUGAGCUUCGUCCAAAUAAAGUACAUACAUCACGACCAUGCAUUUCUGCACGCAUCGACCAAACCUACCCGCCUAUCGAUACGCAGAGCUUUAUUUUUUCGCUUGACAUCAACAUGAUCCCCAACCCGAAGAUGUUUUCUUACUCAUGCCGCCCCCAGUAGUACAGUUUACUUUUUUCACCGCUAAAUAAGACAGGAGCAAAUCUAAAUCAAGUUUAAACUAUCGAGCAAAUUGAUACUAAAUUUUGGUUUUUUCUUGAAGCGAGGUGAACGAACGUAACGUUCGGAAUGUCGAAUAGGAUUGGAUUUGAAAACGGUUUAGAUGAAGAUGUCGUAGAAACUACGAACUUUCUUUCGAACGAACAUAUUACUUAUACAUGGAAGCAGACAUGACAGUGCCAGUGUCAAUCACUUUAUGCUGCGCACGUCUGAUUUCAGUUUGUUGGGGAGACUUGAGGCGGACCA
Amoebophrya sp. A120 is the source of this 6046-nucleotide messenger RNA. Lineage: Eukaryota; Dinophyceae; Syndiniales; Amoebophryaceae. The record is from the annotation of a GenBank genome assembly.